AUGAAUGCGAGGACGUUGAUAGAGAAACAAGUUCCUAAAGAGGUGUCAAAGCCAGCAAAAUUUGGUAUGUUUGGAGGGAAGUUUGUGCCUGAGAUCCUAAUCGCUAGUUUGAGCAAGAUUGAAGCUGAAUUCAUUUAUGCUUUACAGGAUACUGAGUUUCAGGAGGAGCUUGCAACCGCCUUGAGAGACUACGUAGGGAGGGAGACACCUCUAUAUUUUGCUCAAGGCUUGACGAACUACUACAAGAACAAGGAUGGAGAAGGACCAGAAAUUUACCUGAAGAGGGAAGAUCUGAACCAUUGUGGAGCACACAAGAUGAACAACGCAAUUGGGCAGGCAAUGAUUGCCAAACGCAUGGGCUUGAAGAGUGUUGUGGCAGCUACUGGGGCUGGACAACAUGGUGUUGCAACUGCAGCUGCUUGUGCCAAGCUGUCUUUGUCUUGCACUAUCUUCAUGGGCUCUGCUGACAUGGAAAAACAAUCCUCAAACGUACUGUUGAUGAAGCUAUUUGGAGCUCAGGUUAAACCUGUGGAAGGAAAUUUCAAAGAAGCAAGCUCAGAAGCAAUCCGAGAAUGGGUGGGUAACUUAGACACAAGCUACUACUUGACCGGCACCGUCGUGGGGCCUCAUCCAUGUCCAAGCAUGGUUUGUGAAUUUCAGUCUGUGAUAGGAAAGGAGACAAGGAGGCAAGCAAUGGAGAUAUGGGGUGGCAAGCCAGAUGUGUUGAUUGCUUGUAUAGGGAGUGGGUCUAAUGCGUUGGGGUUGUUCCAUGAAUUCAUAGAAGAUGAAGAUGUGAGGUUAAUAGGAGUUGAGGCUGCAGGAUUUGGCUUAGAUAGCGGGAAACAUGCUGCAACUCUGAGUAAAGGAGAAGUUGGGAUCUAUCAUGGAGCCAUGACCUAUUUGUUGCAAGAUGAGGAAGGACAAAUAAUACGACCACACUCAAUUGGUGUGGGGCUGGAAUACCCUGGGGUUGGCCCAGUACUGAGCUUUCUUAAGGACACAGGACGUGCUGAGUUCUAUUCUGCCACAGAUAAAGAAGCUGUAGAAGGUAUGUACAAGAUCAAUUAUAUGAAUAACUAUGUGAAGCUAUUUAAUUUUGCGCAAAAUUUAGCUCCCUGUUUAUUGUUUGCAGGAUACCUAAGGCUAUGCAGAUUAGAAGGCAUAAUUCCAGCAUUGGAGGCAUCUCAUGCACUGGCAUACCUAGAGAAACUUUGUCCUACUUUACCGAAUGGCACCAAAGUCAUAGUAAAUUGUAGUGGUCGUGGAGAUAAAGAUGCAGCAACGGUCUGUAACUACAAAUGGGGCACUGGAUCUAAUUAA
Molecule: messenger RNA, 1320 nt
Organism: Dovyalis caffra
Lineage: Eukaryota; Viridiplantae; Streptophyta; Magnoliopsida; Malpighiales; Salicaceae
Source: the annotation of a GenBank genome assembly